AGAAGGUGUGUUUCCGGAAGACGUGGCUGUUGCUGCAGUGGCAGCUGUCAUCCAGAUUUCCCUGAGAGGAGUGUUUAAAUAGUUAUAUUUAUAUUUUCUUUAUUUAUAUUUAAUUUAACGACUUUAUUUGGCGCCAAGAUGAUUUCGCUAACGGACUCCCAGAAGAUUGGAAUGGGACUAACAGGCUUCGGCGUGUUUUUCCUCUUUUUCGGGAUGAUCCUGUUCUUCGAUAAAGCCCUCCUGGCUAUUGGAAAUAUCCUGUUUGUUGCUGGACUCGCCUUCGUCAUCGGGUUGGAGAGGACGUUCCGCUUCUUCUUCCAGAAGCACAAAAUGAAGGCCACAGGUUUCUUCCUGGGCGGCGUGUUUGUGGUGCUGAUUGGCUGGCCCAUCAUCGGAGUCGUGCUGGAGGUCUACGGCUUCUUCCUCUUGUUCAGGGGGUUCUUCCCCGUCAUAGUGGGCUUCAUCAGGAGAAUACCCGUGCUGGGCUCCAUCCUCAACCUUCCCUUCAUCAGUGCACCGUCGUAAAGCUCUGAGGACAAUCAGCAGUCGUGUACGUGGACAAAGCGGGCGAGAGCAACACGAUGGUAUAACAGAGACUUUUUGUACGCGGAGCAGCAGGUUUUAUAAAACAACACGACGUCCCUUCAGCUGAUUUAAAGGAGCCCCCACCCCCCCCCCCCGCCCGCCCCUCCUGCAGGUAGAGACUGCUUCCUGUCUCGUCUGUAAUUUCACCGCUCAGCGCCACCAAUCAAAGGUUCAUCAGAGCGUCGCAGCACCCGUCUGUUACAAUGGAGGACGGAGACUCCCUCAGAGCGCCAUCGACUCGGCGCCUACGUGACGCUCUUCCUCUGUGGAACCGACGGAGGAAAACAAAGAGGAUUAAAGGACUGGACCUGCGGCUUGCCAUACCGUCUCAACAUCUCUGUGCCUGUGCUUGAACUUUAUUUGCAUUUUGUGUCUCUGCAGUAAUUCUGUGACGCUUUGUUUCUUUUUGUCCUGCAGCUAUUUGAACGCCGAGCGUGGCUAACGUGAUGCUUUCCCUCUGUUACAUGUCAUUUCUUCACGGUGAAACGGCUCAGUGCUUCACUUCCUGUAAACUGAGGUCCAUGUGACCGAACUGGAAUCUGUUACUCCUGUUUGUGGUUACGUCGGCGGCUGCGCCUUAAAGCAGCCGACGCCUGGAGAGAAGCUAAGAAACUGCUGUAGGGAGCAGAAUGAUGGUGCGUUCAAUUUCAUCUCGGAAGUCGGGAUUCCAGAUCGCUGGACAAGCAUGUCAUCGGGAAAGUCGGAAUUCUCCGAGAACCUUCAGUUGUCCGAGCGAAACUCCGACACGGCUGCGGCGUGCAUCCCCGUGUUCACCUAGCGUUUUUUUCUGAGCGCCUUUUUUUCAACUGUUGAGUGUUACUGUCCGGAAAAAAACACCAGGUGGACACGGGGCCUUAAUCAGUCCUGUGGACGUGUUGUCAAGUUAUUUUCACUCAUAAACUAUCAAGUCGCGUGAUGUUCUUGUCAGGUAUUCGCUAACCCAACAGAGGUGCUCCUGGCGGCGUCCACGUUGGUCGUCCGGCUUGUUUCCAACUCUUCUCUGGAACGUGGUCAACUCGGGUGUGACGUCACUCCCAGCUCCUAGCUCCGAGGUAAAUGGAACGCACCAUAGAGCUAACGGGCAACUAGCAUUAAUACCGGACUACAGCGCCACCUCUCAGCCAGUGGCCACUUUUUGUAUUGCAGCAAAAAAGGAAUUCCCCUGAAUCCCAAAAAAGCUUUUUCUUCUCCUCUGAAGUCUUUGAAAUUUACGAUUGCUUUUCAAGACAGCGGGUUUCAAGACAAUAUGACCUCUGCUCUCUGAAUGAUCGACUGAAGCCAAAUGUACCAAAGCUUUAGAAAAGCUGCGUCUAUUUCAUAACACAGGCGUGUAGGAGAGAACUCUAGCAAACAGAAACGUAGCCAACGUAUUUGUACAAUUCAGGCCGUGUGUUGUCUGCAGUAUUUUUGUUGCUGCGGUAUCAGAAUAGAUCAAGAUAUGGUUAUAGCCUGGCGGUUGGGGUGUGCGCCCUGCGUACAGAGGCUGUGGUCCUCUUGGCAGCAGCCGCGGGUUCGAGUCCGGCCUCGGCCCCUACGCUGCACACCGUCGCCUGCUCUCUCCUCCCAAUGUUACCCGUCUCACUUCAGCUAUCGAAGCGCAAAUAGCCCGAAAUAAUUAUGUUUAGAAAAUAAGGUAUGGUUUGAUUUUUACUAGCAUUGCAUGAAGGUUUCAAAUUCUUGUGUUGCAACGGCCUUCGCUGACCUUUAUAACGGAGGAGAGGGACGACUCUCACUGUUACUGUUUUUUGAUUCAUAGAAGUUUAAUUGUUGUGAAACGUUUCUCACGUCAAGAAAAGUGAAGAUUUCAGACGUCAUUUCACGUUUUAACAGUCAGCUAACUGUUUUAGUUUAAGGAGUUGAGCAGCGUUAUGAGACGUGUAGCUCAGAAACCUCCUGAUUGAUUUGAUACUAGCGACAGUAAAAUCCCUCAUUUCCGCCUCUGCCCGAAACGCUUCAUUUCAGCUGCUGUCUCUUUAAGGCCCCGCCUCCUUAGUGCCCACUCUUCCUCUGUUUGCAGUCACAGGGACAUUUUGAGUGAGCUGCCCGGGUGGGCGUGUCCUACAACUUUGCUCUGAUACGUCGACAGAACCUGACGUCGGGUUCUGGCAACGUCUCGUUCAGAGCAGCUGGUUUAGUACGGACAUCCAACAUCACAACAUUUUAUAUUUAAAGAUGAAAUGAAUAAACGGACUCUUCUUGAACCGGAGGACGAACGCUCCUCAACACUUAAUGGGGAAGCAGCUUCUCUUCUCUUCUUUCUCCCUCUUCGAGCGUCUCCUCUCUGUCUGCAUUCAUCCAGUGUCCUUAAACAUCUGUUCAGCUUCAAAUCUUCAGAUUUGUCUUCAUGUUUCUCCAGCUGUGGGUGUUUUUUGUUGCUCUGCUCGGAGCAUCCAGAAACUGACGUUACCUGUGAAAUGACGACGUGUGUUUUUUCUUGUACGGCACUUUUGUAAAUAUACUUUGGAAUCAAGCUUUGUAUCUGCA
Molecule: messenger RNA, 3069 nt
Organism: Labrus mixtus (cuckoo wrasse)
Lineage: Eukaryota; Metazoa; Chordata; Actinopteri; Labriformes; Labridae
Gene: golt1ba
Product: golgi transport 1Ba
Exons: 6
Coding region: 139-525 (128 amino acids)
Biological process (GO): endoplasmic reticulum to Golgi vesicle-mediated transport; retrograde transport, endosome to Golgi
Cellular component (GO): endoplasmic reticulum; membrane
Source: RefSeq, a predicted model, not a curated record